Acanthoscelides obtectus is the source of this 636-nucleotide messenger RNA. Lineage: Eukaryota; Metazoa; Arthropoda; Insecta; Coleoptera; Chrysomelidae. The record is from the annotation of a GenBank genome assembly.
AUGGGUUUUUCAGAUAACGACGAUGAGAAAAUUAAAGGUAUAUUCACUGAUCGGUUUCUACAGACUAUUGCCGAAAGAGUUGCCCAGCUCCUUGCAAGGAAGCAUGAGACAAGGCUGCGAGAGCAGGAACAGACCAUCGUUGAACUCAAACAAGAGAUCAGGGACCUUAGGGACACGCAGGACAGAAUUCUACGGACGGCUGAUGACCAGGAACAGGCAUCUCGAAACCUUAAUGUAAAUGUAUUUGGCCUAACCAUGGAAAACCCUGAGAAUUUACAUAAAAAGGUACAGGACAUUUUUAAACGUAUGAAAGUAAACAUCGAUGAAUCAUGUAUUGUAAAAUGCCAUAGGGCACAACCAAAAGCUAACAAUAAUAAACCGCCUGCAGUUUUAAUUCGUUUUUCCUGCGAAGAGGAUCGGUCGUCAAUCCCUAAAAAUCUAAAAUAUUUGCGUUCUACGGGUGUGUUAAUAAAAGAAGGUUUAACGAAAAAGCGUCUGGACCUCCUUGUGGCCGCUGUAAACAAAUAUACUUAUAAAAAUGCCGCCUGGUGUCGUAAUGGUCCUGUGUUUGUGAAACUUGGUGACGUUAUGCAUCGCAUUAAUAACUCGGGAGACUUGCAAAAACUCGUGAGUUAG